CCAAACCACCAGCAAAAGAAAGCUGCAAGCGUACGCAAAGGCAAAGAUAGCCUGAGUCUCCCCCAUACCUUCUGAAAUCUUUGAUCAAGCUCUGAAAUGACUUCAAUCAUGGCUGAAAAUGAUACAACCCUUUACAGUGUUACAUCCAGCUGGAAAUCUGGGACGGAUCAAUCCAUUUUACUCAACAAGACAAGCAACAGCACCUUGUGCCCCUGGCCAAAAGAAUGGCAGUGGUUAUUAGAUAUCCAACCAGUGUUCCUAUGGAUUCUUGCAGUUGUAGGAAUAGCUGAGAACUUGUUUGUCCUCAGCGUUUUGUGUUUCCACAAGAGCCGUUGCACAGUGGCUGAAAUUUACUUAGCAAACUUAGCUGCAGCUGACCUUCUGUUACUCUGUGGUUUACCUUUCUGGGCCAUCAAUAUAACCAAUAAUUUUGAGUGGCCAUUUGGGCUCCCUCUUUGUAAAGCCAUCAAUACCAUCCUGUACAUGAACGUGUACUCAAGCAUUUACUUCUUGGUGAUGGUGAGCAUUGAUCGCUACCUGGCAUUAGUAAAAACUAUGUCUCUGGGGCGUAUGCGUCGAGCUUGGUGUGCUAAAUUGAACUGCUCCAUCAUUUGGGUCUCUGCACUGUUCCUAUCUUCUCCUGCUCUGAUAUUCAGGACCAUAAAAUAUGUGCCUCAAUAUAAUGUCACAGCCUGCAUGCUAGUGUACCCAUCCACAGAUGAGUGGGUAAUGAUUACAAACACUUUGCUUAACACCGUAGGAUUUCUGAUGCCCCUCUGCAUCAUCGCCUACUGUACAGUUCGGAUUAUCCAAGCUUUGCAAAAAAAUGACUUUCCAAAGAUCAAAGCCAUUCAGACUGAGAAAAAAGCCACCGUCCUGAUCCUUUCAGUCCUUUUUCUAUUUAUUAUCUGCUGGAUCCCUUUCCAGAUCACCACAUUCUUGGAGACGUUACAACAAAUCAAGCUAUUUUCAGGCUGUGACUAUGAACAAGCCAUUGAUGUGGCAACACAGAUUGCCACUUACUGCAGUUUCAGCAACAGCUGUCUUAACCCAAUAGUGUACGUCAUUGUGGGAAAACAUUUCCGAAAAAAAUCCAAAGAACUCUACUGUGGCACGUACCAUAGGAGACCCAGCGCAGCACCAUCUGUCCAGCUAACGACUGUCAUGGAAACUCUUCGGAUGUCCUUUUCAGUGGAAAAUCACAGGAAAAAAUCUGCUGUUCACUUGCCAUGAUGACACAGUUUGGACAGUUCUGUUGGAACAGGCAAAGCAUUACAUGUAGCGGUGUAUCUUGAAAAAAGUGGACUCAGGCAUUGCUGCUAAAAUUUGAGAGAAUCUCACAUGUUAGCAUUAUCUAAGAGUGGGCGAAAAGUAGAUCUGGAUUGACUGGCUAAUCAGUGAUUUGCUGCCAGCAUAGAAAUAGGAGUCACAUGAUGUGAAAUAUUUGUUGCUGGUCCACUUCCUCCUCACAAUGAAGCUGUUUCCAGCUAUUGAUUGGCAAAUCCUAUCAAUAUCCCCUGAUUGUGCCACAAUCCCGGGACCUAUGUGGUGCAAUGAGGUUCAGGUGCUUCUGCAGUGGCAUGCUGGUAACAUCGGGAUUGCCUGCUUCCCUUGCUUUAAAAAGGGACUUAUUUUUUGUAAUUCUUGACACUAUAAUUUGUGUAAUUGCAAAGUGUUUUUUUAAAAAAAAAAAAAAAAAGCAAAAACAUCACGGUGGGAGGGAAGAAUUAGUCUGCCUGCUCAAAAGUAUGAUCUUGCACUGCUGAGGCAUCGCAGCUGCACAACACCAGCAGUAGUAUGAAGAGAAGUAGCUACUAUCCCCAGUCACGGGAACAACAUGGAAUAGUGGUUUCAUAUAAUUGUCUCCCCUUUGGCAAAUUCCAGCUUUUAUCAAGUGCAGAAUCAGAUUGAUAAUCUGAAAAUAAUACUGCUGAAAUAAAAAAGAGUUUGCAGUUUUCCGAAUGGACAUUUGUCUGAAGAGACUGCAAGUUCUCCCCUGUUCUGGUACUCAAAAUCAAGUCUUGGACUCUGAAAGCUAAAUGUAUGCCUUUUGUACUAGGUGCAGAUUUAUAGUAAAACAACAACAACACAAAUUUAAUCCAGUAAACCUGAGGCCACCUUAUCCUUAAUAUGGACCACCUGCUCCAGCCAACACAUUGAUGUGUAUCUUCUUUCCAUGGCUGAAGCUUACUACAUAUGCUCUUAUACAUUUUUCAAAUGCUGGUUUUUAAUCCAGUCUCAUUUCUUCUUUUAUUUAGCACCUACCUAACCUCUACAAAACUUCAGUAUACCGUAAUGUGUUUGGCUACGUAAUGUGCAAAAGAAAUAUGUCUAUUGAUAUUUGUACAAACAAAAACAUGUGUGACUGAUAUUUCAUAGCAUACUGUAUAAUUAAUAGCUUUGCGUGUUUCUUGUUAGAUCUCUCUUUGUCCUGCAUAAAGCCCCAGAAGUAUCUGAAGGAAUGGCUGAGAUAGCCUGCCAUAAUGUAGCCCUGAGCCUUUUUCUAUGAUGUAUCCCCAUCUUUGUUCCUCUGCAGUCUUUGCUUAGGGCAAAAAUGAGGGAUUAAUAACACCUCCCUCAGGCUAAUAUAGCCAUGGUUGAGAAAUGCUGGGUUUUGGUCCAAUAACAUCUUGAUGAACCACAAGAUUUCUAUCUCCAAACUUAUUUUUGUGUGCCUUCAGAUUGUUCCCAACUUACAGCAACCCUAAGGCAGUAAGUAUGGGGUUUUAUUGCCAUCUGAGCGCAAAAGCAGGCAUGAACUCUAUUCAGAAAGUUAAACACAUAUAGGUAGGCUUUAAGUGUACAAUAUUGUUCCUAUAUUAUUCCUUCUACACAAAUGGUUCACCUUCUUUUUCAGCUUUGCUGACAGAAAAGAGCCUUGUACAGAACAUAUAGAUUUGAUACCAUGACUUGGGAAUCCAUUGACCACAAAAUAUUGAUGAUCUCCUAAUACCAUUUUCCAUCAGCACUGGCCAGGUUGGCUAGCACUUAUGAGAUGUUAGGUCCAAGAAGAGCUGGAGGGCCUCAGAGUCCCUAGUCUUGCUUUAUAUCAGUGGUUCUCAAUCUGUGGAUCCCCAGGUGUUUUGGCCUACAACUCCCAGAAAUCCCACCCAGUUUACCAGCUGUUAGGAUUUCUGGGAGCUGAAGGCCAAAACAUCUAAGGACCCACAGGUUGAGCACCACUGCUUUAUAUGAAGAUGGAGGGAAGGAGAAAUAUGUCAAGAUGGAAGAGCAUACCAUAUCAUCUUGCCUGCUAAGCAAAAUAUUGUGUUGAUUUCAAAAUAAGAACAGUUGUAUCUCUAAAACAAGUAUGCAUACAAUGUUAAAUAUAAAAACACUUGUUGUGUUGUAUUGUAAAAUAUGUUUUCUAUAAAAUAAAAUUCUUCAAGAAUUUGA
Molecule: messenger RNA, 3396 nt
Organism: Anolis sagrei ordinatus
Lineage: Eukaryota; Metazoa; Chordata; Lepidosauria; Squamata; Anolidae
Gene: BDKRB2
Product: bradykinin receptor B2
Biological process (GO): calcium-mediated signaling; positive regulation of cytosolic calcium ion concentration; G protein-coupled receptor signaling pathway
Cellular component (GO): membrane; external side of plasma membrane
Molecular function (GO): bradykinin receptor activity; C-C chemokine binding; C-C chemokine receptor activity
Source: RefSeq, a predicted model, not a curated record